AUGAUAGACAUAGGGGCGAAUUUACUUGACGAUGUUUAUUCUGGAGUCUACAAUGGAUCUCAGAAACAUCGGCGAGAUCUUGGAGAUGUGUUAGAGAGAGCCAGGGUGUAUGGCGUUCAACACAUGAUUGUGACUUGUGGCAAUCUAGAAGAGUACAAUGCUGCAGCAACUCUCAUGAACAAGUGGCCACUACUCUCAUGCACCAUAGGGUAUCACCCUACUCGUGCCGCAGAACUGGUGACUGAAGAUCUUUCUCCAAAGCCAUCGCUGGAGGUUUUAAAACAGCUGGUUUGCGGUGGCAAUCUCCCAGUUUAUGUCCGCGCAUAUGGAGAGCUAGGAUUAGACUAUGCUCGUCUGCAUUUUGCCGGUAAGGAGAUUCAAAAGCUGGCAUUCAGGCUCCAAUUGGAUAUCUUUAGCAAACAGCCAUCACUACCUCUCUUCUUGCAUUGCAGGGACGCAGGAACUGAUUUCCUAGAAAUAUUAGCGGACUAUAAACAGAAGGAGCCCCGGCUAAAAGGCGUAGUGCAUAGCUUUGAUGGAGAUCUGGAUCUGUGCAACCGUAUCCUGGCCCUUGGAUUUGAUAUUGGGAUCAACGGGUGUUCUCUCAAAACCGCUGAUAAUUUGUCGGUUGUGAGAAACAUUCCUUUGAGUAGAAUACACUUGGAAACAGAUUGCCCUUGGUGCGAAGUCAAGCCGACGCAUGCUAGCUAUUCUCAUUUAUCUGGAUUAACCAAGGAGCAUUUUAGGCAAGUAGUUAAGUCCUGCAAUUAUGAUAAGAAAUGUGGUGAUUGUGCUCUGCAGUGUCCAUGCUUUGUUAAAGGCCGAACAGAGCCUGCCCACAUCAACGCAGUUGCGGAGGUUCUCGCAGCAAUCACGACUCAUCCCUUCGAAAACUGUUCUCCUAAUCCCCUAUCGCUCUCGGAGAAAACAUCGGUUGUGAGAAGAAUAACAGCAGAAAACUCCAGAAGACUAUUUAAUUUAGAGGAUGUUGUGACACCUGCGUAUAAUAACGUAUUAGAAUGA
Messenger RNA from Giardia duodenalis, 1023 nucleotides. RefSeq names its product Deoxyribonuclease, TatD family. The record is from RefSeq and is a predicted model, not a curated record. Gene Ontology annotation, molecular function: 3'-5'-DNA exonuclease activity. NCBI's taxonomy places the organism in Eukaryota, Fornicata, Diplomonadida, Hexamitidae. The transcript has a single exon. The coding region runs from base 1 to 1023 and encodes 340 amino acids. Gene Ontology annotation, cellular component: cytosol.